This is a messenger RNA of Eutrema salsugineum, 1239 nucleotides long. Its product is annotated as E3 ubiquitin-protein ligase RNF8. Lineage: Eukaryota; Viridiplantae; Streptophyta; Magnoliopsida; Brassicales; Brassicaceae. The transcript has 5 exons. Gene Ontology annotation, molecular function: ubiquitin protein ligase activity. The record is from RefSeq and is a predicted model, not a curated record. Gene Ontology annotation, biological process: protein ubiquitination. The coding region runs from base 244 to 981 and encodes 245 amino acids.
GUUUAUCUAGAAACGCAAAUUACCAAAAUACCAUCUUGUCUUCUCUUCUGUGAAAUAUUUUUGAUCAUCGGAUUUGGGUGUAAAUAUCUUUCUCUUCUAAAUUUGCUAAAGCAAAAAGCAUCAAACUUUUCCUUGCUUCUCUCUUCUUUCUCUUCUAGCUUGAUACUUUUGAUUCUCUCCUCGUUUGCUGAAAAAUUCUCCUGUCGUUUAAUGAGAAUUGUUUUUCCUGGAAAUUGAAGUUCCAUGGCAAGAAUUUCUUUCAAGGAUUCUUUGAAAGCUCUCGAAGCUGAUAUCCAACACGCUAACACUGUAGCUCUAGAUUAUCCUCGGGAGAAGGAUGGAGCGCGUGUGCAAAUGAGACUAUCUUACAACCCGGCUGCUCAGUUUUUGCUUUUUCUUGUUCAAUGGACUGAUUGCCACCUUGCCGGUGCCCUCGGUUUGCUCAGAGUUCUUAUUUACAUGACAUAUGCAGAUGGGAAAACCACAAUGUCGGUUUACGAGAGAAAAACCAGUAUUAAAGAUUUCUAUGCUGUGAUAUUUCCAUCGCUGUUACAACUAGAAAGGGGUAUUACAGACCUGGAUGACCGCAAACAGAAAGAGGUCUGCAAAAUACGGUACAGAAACAAAGAUGAGAUCGAGAGGGUCAAGCUUUCAGAGAUUGACAUCGAGAGAGACGAAGAAUGUGGGAUUUGUAUGGAGAUGAACAACAUGGUUGUUCUCCCCAAUUGUACACAUUCUUUAUGCAUCAAGUGUUACCGUGAUUGGCAUGGGAGGUCAGAGUCAUGCCCUUUUUGCCGGGACAGUCUAAAGAGAGUAAACUCAGGAGACUUGUGGAUGUUGAUGGAGAAAUCAGAUACGGUAAGUCUCUAUACAGUCGAGAGGGAGAAUAAGAAAAGGCUGUUUGUGUACAUAGAGAAGCUACCUUUAGUGGUUCCAGAUCAAGUGUUUGCUUCUUCUCCUUAUGAUUGCCAUGUCAAGUGAAGGAAGAAGAAGAAGAGCUUUUAUAAAAAGCCGAAACCGGUUCUAAUUAACUUUAUCUGAAUGUAUAUAAUGCUUUAGAUUAGUAGUAAGUAAUAUAUAUAUAUAGUAACCAUUUCUCGGGGGAAGUCCAUUUCUACUUGCUUUUGUGUUUUUUUCAAUGUGCAUUUGGUUUUUGGUUCCCAAACUCUUUAUUUCUAUUGUACAAUCACGAAACCUCUACUUUAUCAAGAAGUGGCUUUUACUCGCUACUAAUCUACA